This is a messenger RNA of Elaeis guineensis (African oil palm), 2995 nucleotides long. Its product is annotated as acetyl-coenzyme A carboxylase carboxyl transferase subunit alpha, chloroplastic. Gene Ontology annotation, molecular function: acetyl-CoA carboxylase activity; carboxyl- or carbamoyltransferase activity. Gene Ontology annotation, biological process: fatty acid biosynthetic process. The record is from RefSeq and is a predicted model, not a curated record. Lineage: Eukaryota; Viridiplantae; Streptophyta; Magnoliopsida; Arecales; Arecaceae. Gene Ontology annotation, cellular component: acetyl-CoA carboxylase complex.
AGCAUCGAAAGCCCCAUUUGGAUUUCCUAUGCUUGACGAUAUCACCAAUGCUGCCUUCCUUUCUCCCUCCCAACACCGUUCGAUUCCAGACAUACUCCUCCCUCUCGCUUUCUCCGUCUUUAGAUCCUCAGACCUCUCACCCGCUUCCUUUUCUUUUCUCGCGAGGUAUCUCUUUGCCCUAUCAGGAUCGUGCCCUUUCUUGAUUCGAAUCCACCAUUUAAUCUGAAGUCUGGAGUAAGGGAGUUCCAUUUGGACUCUUAGCUCUCUGUCUCUCUCUUGGUAAUUCGUGUUCUUGAAAAUGGCUUCUGUCUCUCUAUUCGGCGCUUCUGUUUCGGAUCCCUUGUGGAGCUCGUGUAAUGGCGUCAGUGGGGUGCCCCUCAAGUCUUUGGGGAGAUCGCGGAAGGGGACGAGGAAGAGUCUCUCGGCCGCUGUGGCGGCGAAGAUCAAGAAGGUGAAGAAGCACGACUACCCGUGGCCGGAUGAGAUCGAUCCCAACGUGAAGGGCGGGUACCUCAGCUACCUCUCUCAUUUCAAGCCCCUCAAGGGGAAGCCCAAACCCGUCACCCUGCCCUUCGAGAAGCCUCUUAUGGAUCUCGAGAAGAAACUCAUCGACGUACGGAAGAUGGCGGAUGAAAUGGAUUUGGAUUUCAGAGAUCAGAUUAUAUCUUGGGAAUCCAAGUAUCGAGAAGCUCUAAAAGAUCUAUACACACAUCUCACACCUAUACAGCGCCUCAGCAUUGCACGGCAUCCUAACAGGCCAACUUUUCUUGACCAUGUGCUGAACAUCACUGACAACUGGGUAGAAUUUCAUGGAGAUCGUGCUGGUUACGAUGAUCCAGCAAUUGUGACUGGUAUUGGAAGCAUAGAUGGCAGAAGCUACAUGUUUAUUGGUCAUCAGAAAGGUAGAAACACAAAGGAGAACAUUGAACGUAACUUUGGGAUGCCAACUCCACAUGGUUAUCGAAAAGCUCUGCGGAUGAUGUAUUAUGCUGAUCAUCAUGGUUUGCCUAUCAUCACAUUCAUUGAUACUCCAGGGGCUUUUGCAGAUCUCAAGUCUGAGGAGAUAGGCCAAGGUGAGGCCAUAGCUCACAACUUGAGGACCAUGUUUGGUUUGAAAGUUCCAAUUGUCACAGUUGUUAUUGGAGAAGGUGGCUCUGGUGGUGCACUUGCUAUUGGAUGUGCCAAUAAAUUGUUGAUGUUAGAAAAUGCUGUUUUUUAUGUUGCCAGCCCAGAAGCAUGUGCUGCAAUCCUAUGGAAAAGUUCAAAAGCUGCUCCAAAGGCUGCUGAGCAGUUGAAGAUUACUGCUACUGAAUUAUGCAAGCUGAAAAUUGCAGAUGGAGUCAUUCCUGAACCCCUUGGUGGUGCGCAUGUCGACCCUUCUUGGACCUCACAACAGAUUAAAAUUGCAGUUGUUGGAUCAAUGAAUGAGCUUCUGGAGAUGGAUACACCUAAGCUUUUGCAUAAUCGUAUGCUCAAGUUCCGUUAUCUUGGAGGAUUUGUGGAAGGUGAACCUGUAGACCUGUCAAAGAAAGUUAACAUGAAGAAAAAAGAAGAACCUCUUAUUCAACAGGAAAAGCCAGGUACAGCUUCAGAUGUUGACUUAGAGUAUGAAGUUGAGAAACUGAAACAGCAAAUACUAGAAUCCAAGGACUACCUGCCAUCUCAGCCUUCAGAUCUGGGUUUGAAUGAAAUGAUUGAGAAACUGAAGGAGGAGGUGGACCAGGAAUUUGCUGAGGCUGUUGAAUCCAUGGGCUUGAAGGACAGGCUUGAAAUGCUGAGAAAGGAAGUCACUGUGGCAAGGAGUUUGCCUGAUCACAUCCUAGAUAGUAGUCUGACAGAGAAGAUUGAGAAGCUGAAACAAGAGUUUAAGCAGGGUCUAUCAGAGUAUCCUAAUUAUGACAGUCUAAAUCAUAAGCUUGACAUGCUUAAGGAGUUAUCCAAAGCUCAGAAAAUCUCUGAAAGAAAUGAGAAAAUCAUGUCAUUGAAGCAUGAAAUCAAUGAAGGGUUCAAAGUGGUCAUGAAUCACCCUGAUUUGAAGGAAAAGAUUGACAAGCUAAAGGCAGAAAUCUCAGAUGCAGGAGUGUCAAGAACUUUUCAUCUGGACAAUGAUUUGAAGGAGAAAAUUUUCAUGGUAAAGAAAGGGAUAGAAUCUGAACUGGCCAAGAAACUGAGCUCUUUGCAUUUGAAUGUGGAACUUGCGUCUUCAAAGAGAGAGGCUUCUAUAGCAAGGGAUGUGAUUGAACAUCCUUUGUAUUCUGAACUAAAAGAGAACAUAGAUGAAAUUAAUGAUGAAAUUGAAGAGGGGAUUGAGAAUGCGGUCAACUCAACUAAUCUAAAGAACGAGAUAGUGAUGUUAAAAUUAGAAGUGGAACAUGCAGGGAAGUCUGCUGAUCCUGAGGUGAAGCAUAAAAUCGAGUCAAUGAUUCACCAGAUCAGGCAGAGCCUUGCAGAGGCCGUGAGCUCACCAUCCUUGAUGGAAAAGUACAAGAAAUUGAAACAAAAGAUUGCAAGGGCCAAGGAAUCUUCCUCAGGAGAGCUGGAGGAAGGCUCAGGAAAAUAUAAUGGAGGUUUAAACCAAGAUGCAUUUAAAGAAGGCAGUCCAAAACUCGACAUAACAGGGGUGGAGAUUGACAUUGAUUAGUGUGGCGGGAUAUUGCUGCGAAACACCGAUCAAGGAAAUUGGUCAAGGUGCACCCAAGUCUCAGGAAUCCUAGCCAAUUUGUUCGCUUGAACAUGGUGAGGAUCCAUGAUUGCAGGAAGAAGGAUCAUAGACAAUUAUACUGCUGAAUUUUCUUGCUGAAAAUUUAUUUUUAAAGGUCAUUACUCCUACUUUGGCAGUCAAGAUACCUAGAGAUGUGACUGAAGAUGCAGUAGAGUUUAUGCAAUUACUAGUGGAUCUGUGUAGGUUUCGGUUUUCAGGACAGGAUAAACUCAUUUUGUAAUCAAAAUUUAAGCCAUAUUCAUAAUAAAGGUGAGAAUCCGCCAUUGCUUAUUA